Molecule: messenger RNA, 7160 nt
Organism: Batrachochytrium dendrobatidis JAM81
Lineage: Eukaryota; Fungi; Chytridiomycota; Chytridiomycetes; Rhizophydiales
Exons: 31
Coding region: 1-7059 (2352 amino acids)
Biological process (GO): negative regulation of macroautophagy; TOR signaling; protein phosphorylation
Cellular component (GO): TORC2 complex; TORC1 complex; nucleus
Molecular function (GO): protein-containing complex binding; protein serine/threonine kinase activity; protein binding
Source: RefSeq, a predicted model, not a curated record
AUGGCAACCAAUGAGCUAUCGAGGCUAUUCUUGGACCUCAAAAUAAAAACCGAGGAUAGUCGAGUUAAAGCGGCGAAUGAACUUCGGGAUCUUGUGUCUGCCACAUCAAGGGAAAUCACCGGAGAAGCAUUUGCAAAAUUCAAUAAUGAACUUUACAAGCGUAUUUUUGAAUUAGUGGCAAGCCCAGAAAAUACAGACAAGUUUGCAGGGGUUAUAGCUAUUGAACGUUUGAUUGAUCUUGAAAGCGGUGACGAGAAUACUUCAAAAAUAUCCAGAUUUGCAAAUUACUUGCACAAUGUGCUUCCAGGAACAGAUCCACAAAUCACUAUUCUUGCGACCAAAGCACUAGUAUGUUUUAACUCAGGUCGGCUUGUAAAUCCAAUUAAAGGAUUAUCCACUGAUUUUGUUGAAGCAGAAAUCAAGCGUGCAUUUGAAUGGUUGCAGGGGGAACGGAUUGAGACACGGCGGUAUGCUGCAGUACUGAUAUUAAAGGAACUGACAGCUAAUGCACCGUCAAUCGUAUAUUCUUUUGUUCCGCAAAUUCUGGAUCUCAUAUGGGCUGCAUUGCGUGAUCCAAAGAUUAAUAUUCGAGAGUCUGCAGCAGAAGCACUAAGUGAAUGCUUGACACUUGUUCAAGCUCGUGAAACCCAGUACAAGCGACAAACGUAUAAAUCCAUUUUUGAAGAGUGUCAAAGAGGGUUUAAAAUGGUCUCUGCAGAUGCGCUUCAUGGGUCUCUUCUUGCACUUCGUGAAAUUCUUACUCAUACUACCAAAUUUAUGGAUGGUGGUCGCUACAACGACGUUUGUGAAACAAUCAUGAGAUUCAAAGAACAUAAAGAUUUGAUGAUCAGAAAAACUGUAAUUUCUGUGAUUUCAAAUAUUGCACAGUUUGACCCUGACCAGUUUGUUGAGAAGCACCUGGCUAUAAGCAUGUCAUAUCUACUGCUUCAGCUGAAAAAAGAAAAGGAGCGAUCGAUUGCUUUUAUUUCAGUUGGAAAGGUUGCAAUAGCGAUUGGUCGUAGUGUUGCACCAUAUUUAGAUGCCGUUUUAUCGUGUAUCCGAGAAGCGCUGGCAGUCAAAGUAAAAAGCCGAAUACAAAUCGAUAGUUCGCCAUUUCAAUGCAUUGGAAUGCUUGCAAUUGCUGUAGGGCCGGCUUUGACGAAGCAUAUGCACGAACUGCUUGAUUGCAUGUUUGUUAGUGGGUUGACUGAGCCUCUUUGUCAAGCUUUGAUCGACAUUUCAUGUCACAUACCUCCACUUCUGCCAACAAUUCAAGCUCGUCUACUUGAUGCUUUUACAGCCAUUUUGUGCAACCGAUCUACACAGGUUGGUGCCUUUCAGACACGAAUGAUUGUGCCAGGAACAGUUCGUGAAACAAUGCCACUGGAGGUUCGAGAUAAUGAAGCCAUUAAGCUGGCUUUGACGACUCUAGGCAGUUUUGAUUUAAACUAUUCCACCAUGCAAGAUCUAGUACUAGAAUGUGCAGAUACGUAUCUUGAAGAUGACAACAUUGAUAUUCGAAAAGCCGCAGCCGUUGCAUGCUGUCAAAUUCUUGUUCGUCAUCCUUUGCGACAUCAGAGCACAAAUUCUUCUGCAACUUUGGUAAAUAAACUUUUAGAGCGUAUGAUUGCAGUUGGUAUUACUGAUCCAGAACCAUCAAUCCGACACAUUGUACUGUCAUCGUUUGACGAAAGUCUUGACCAUCUUCUUGCCAAAUCUGACUAUGCCAGAUCGCUUUUGGUUGCAUUGAAUGAUGAGGUGUUUGUGAUUAGAGAAACGGUAAUUUCAAAGGUCGGACGACUGGCACUUUACAACCCAUCAUUUGUGAUGCCUAAGCUUCGAAAUUUUUUGAUCAAAUUGUUGACUGAAUUGGAGUAUGCUGCAUCAAGUCGUCAAAAAGAAGAAAGUGCACAACUGCUGGCUUUUUUGUUUGGCUCUACACAGCGUUUGGUAGAACCGUAUGUUGAGCCCAUUUUAAAAGUGUUACUGUCCAAAGCACGCGAUGCUAGUCCCGGUGUUGCUUCAAAGGUUUUGACCGCAAUUGGAGAGCUUGCAUAUCUUGGAUGUGAAGAAUUGGCGCCAUAUUUGGACGACUUGAUGGCCAUUAUAUUAGAAACUCUUCAAGAUCAAAGCUCAUUUAGUAAGCGAGAAGCGGCGAUUCGAACUUUAUCGCGUAUCAUAUCAAGAACAGGCUGGGUAAUUGAGCCGUUUAUCAAGUACCCAAACCUACUUAAUUAUCUUAUCGCCAUUCUUAAAAGUGAACAAAGUCCGCCUAUUCGUCGUGAAACUGUUAAAGUAAUUGGUGUUUUAGGAGCAUUGGACCCAUAUCGACAUAAGCUUGCAUCACGACAUACCGAUACUGCUGCUGCUGCAUCUGCCUAUCUGACAAUGGCCACACACAUCAGCCCUUCCUCGGACGAGUAUUUCCCAACCAUUGCAACUAUUGCUCUUAUGAAGAUUUUGCGCGAUCCUUCAUUAAGUAUUCAUCACGCAGCUGUAGUAAAUGCGGUCAUGAUUAUGUUUCGUACAUUGGGCCUAAAAUGUGUUUCUUUGCUACCACAAAUUAUGCCACCACUCUUGGCUGUGAUGAAAGCCUGUCCUCCUAGUGUGCUUGAUACAUACUUUCAAAAUUUGGGAGCGCUAGUUUCAAUAGUAAAACUAAAUAUGCAAAGCUAUAUUGGCGACAUUAUUGCUUUGAUUCAGGAGUACUGGAAUGUCUCUGUCAACAUUCAAAAUGCUGCCCUGUCGUUGGUCGAGCAAAUUACUUUGGCUUUAGAAGAGGAUUUUAAAGUUUAUCUUCCAACAUUACUUCCGCAACUGCUCCAAAUAUUCGAUACUGAUAAUUCAGAAAAACGCCAAACCUCAUCUCGACUCCUGAGUACACUUGCUUACUGUGGACAGAUUUUGGAAGAGUAUCUACAUUUGGUUAUUCCGACUGUCAUUCGAGUGAUUGAGAGAUUAGACCAUCCAGUUUUUUUUCGAAAGCAAGCCAUUCAACUAAUUGUUUGCUUGGCAAGAAAACUCACUUUGCAUGACCAAUGUUCAAGGCUAAUUCAUCCUCUUAUUCGCGUUUUGAAAUCUUCAUCCGCUGAACUGCAUUCUGUUUCUAUUGAUGCGUUGUGCAGAAUAGCACAUCAAAUGCAAGAGGACUUUGUUAUUUUUAUUCCUGUUAUUACAAAAGUUUUGGCACAAAGUCAUAUUCGAAACUACCAGUUUGAAGCAAUUGUUUCAAAACUAUUGCACAAUGAGCUGCUUUCUGACAAUGACAGCCUAGAUACAGAUGAGGGUUUUAGCGAUCCAACCCCAAUUGAAAUACCUGUUGAAGUAUCUACAAAAAAAUUGCCAUUCAAUCAACAGCAACUUCGUAAAGCAUGGGAAGUCUCGCAAAGAUCCACCAAAGAUGACUGGAAUGAAUGGAUUCGAAGGUUUGGUGUAGAACUACUCAAGGAAUCUCCUUCACAUGCUUUGCGCGCCUGUGCCAGUCUUGCUGGCUCAUACCCUGUUUUAGCACGCGAACUAUUCAACCCCGCGUUUGUAUCUUGCUGGGGUGAAUUAUAUGAUCAGUUCCAAGAUGAGCUGGUCAAAUCACUGGAAACUGCUUUGACCUCUCCUAAUAUUCCUCCAGAAACACUGCAAACAUUGCUAAAUCUAGCAGAGUUUAUGGAACACGAUGAUAAAGCAUUGCCAAUUGACAUACGCACAUUGGGAUUAUAUGCCGCAAAAUGUCAUGCAUAUGCCAAGGCGCUGCACUACAAAGAACUCGAGUUCAUAUCAGAACCGCUUACCAAUACAAUUGAAGCUCUCAUUAGUAUCAACAAUCAACUUCAACAGCCUGACUCAGCCAUAGGUGUUUUGACACAUGCACAGCAAAAUCAUAACGUUGAACUUAAAGAAUCUUGGUACGAAAAGCUUAAUCGAUGGGAAGAUGGCCUUGCUGCAUAUGAGCGAAAACAAGCAGAAGAUCCAAACUCGGUCGAAGCUUUACUUGGUCGAAUGCGGUGUCUCCACAAUCUUGGCAGAUGGGAAGCUCUUGCAGAACUAUCUCAAGAACGAUGGAGUAGCUCACGAUCAGAUGUGAAAAAAGCCAUGUCGUCACUUGCUGCGGCCGCUGCCUGGGGUGUUGGGCAAUGGGAUGUUAUGGAUGAAUAUAUUUCUAUGAUGAAGCAAGAUUCGCACGACAGUGUGUUUUUUCGGGCUAUUUUGGCAUUGCAUCGCAACUUAUACCCUCAAGCUUUGGGAUAUAUUGAAAAAACACGCGAUCUGUUGGAUGCUGAGCUGCCUGCAAUUGUUAGUGAAAGCUAUACCCGGGCUUAUAACACUGUUGUCCGUAUUCAAAUGCUAGCAGAACUAGAAGAAAUUAUCAUGUAUAAGCAAGCGUAUGAUCAGCCUGACAUACAGGCUUUUAUUCGAAAAACCUGGAUGGCAAGAAUUAAAGGAUGUAAAUGCAAUGUUGAAGUAUGGCAGCGGAUCUUAAAAGUACGCACGUUGGUAGUUGCACCAAAGGACGAUGUUGAGAUUUGGAUCAAAUUUGCUAGCUUAUGUCGCAAAAGCGGACGUUUAAGUCUAUCAUGCAAAUCUCUUUCUAUUUUGCUCACAGAACCCUCCAAAGAUUUAAAAACAAUGUCUUUUGUCAAUGAUCAUCCUGCCGUAGUAUAUGCGUCAUUGAAGCAUAUGUGGGCUGCUGGAGACCGUGAACAGGCAUAUUUGCACAUGAAAGAAUUUAGCAAAGUGCUUUCUGAAAAACAUGGGAUUUUAAUUGAGAGUUCAGGGGGAAAUACUGUAUGCAUAAAUGACAAAUCUACACCUGAACAGAACGGAUUGCAAUCAAGGCUAGCUCGAUGCUAUUUAAAGCUUGGAGACUGGACACUUGCUUUAAAAGAAGAACUUACAGAGUCAAUUAUUCCAGAAAUUUUAGAUUCCUAUUUUGCUGCUACACAAUGCGACAAGAAUUGGUACAAGGCAUGGCAUGCUUGGGCACUGGCAAACUUUGAAGUCUUGGCGUAUCAAGAAAAAAUCCAUGAUCAAAUUCCCAACAAUGUAUUGAUUGCCCAUGCGGUUCCUUCAGUUCAGGGGUUUUUUAGAUCUAUUGCCCUUUCAACUGGUAGUUCACUUCAAGACACACUUCGGCUGCUUACUCUUUGGUUCAAGUAUGGAUUCAAUAACGAUGUAAAUAUUGCUGUGGGAGAGGGAUUCGGCACUGUUUCUGUUGACACGUGGUUGGAUGUGAUACCCCAACUGAUUGCUCGCAUUCAUGCAACGAGCUCCAACGUACGUCGUCUUAUUCACCAGCUUCUUUCCGACGUAGGCAAAGAGCAUCCUCAAGCUCUUGUAUAUUCUCUUACAGUCGCAUCAAAAUCUCAAGGUGAUGCACGGCAAAAAUCUGCAUUGGCAAUUUUGGAUAAGAUGCGAGUUCAUAGUGAUAACCUUGUUGAGCAGGCUCUUUUAGUUAGUCAAGAACUUAUUCGCGUUGCUAUUCUGUGGCCAGAGAUGUGGCACGAAGGGCUUGAGGAUGCAUCACGUCUUUAUUUUGGUGAACAAAACGUGGAGGGCAUGAUUGCGAAUUUACAGCCAUUGCAUUUGAUGCUUGAAAGAGGUCCCGAGACAUUUCGUGAAGUAGCGUUUAUGCAGGCUUAUGGACGUGAUCUUGCUGAAGCGUUUGAGUGGAGCAAGAAAUACAAACACACACUGCAUUCUGAUGAUUUAAAUCAAGCUUGGGAUUUAUACUACCAAGUGUUCAAAAAAGUGAGCAAGCUAUUGCCGCAGCUCAACUCGCUUGAAAUGCAAUAUGUAUCUCCGAAAUUAUUGAAAGCCCAAGAUUUUGAUUUAGCUGUACCAGGAUCAUAUCGAAGCGGUGAUCCUAUUGUUCGAAUUGGGUCAUUUUUACCUACACUGACGGUCAUGGCCUCCAAACAACGACCUCGACGUAUCAACAUUCGCGGCAGUGAUGGAAAAGAGUAUCAGUAUUUACUAAAAGGACAUGAGGAUCUUCGACAGGAUGAGCGGGUUAUGCAGUUGUUUGGUCUAGUGAACACGCUAUUGAAUGUGGAUGCAGAGACAUAUAAGCGGCACCUUGUCAUUCAUCGCUAUCCCGUCAUUCCACUUUCACCCAAUUCUGGACUCAUUGGGUGGGUUCCCCAUUGUGAUACGUUACAUUCAUUGAUUCGUGAUUAUCGAGAAAGUCGAAAAAUUCUGUUGAAUAUUGAACAACGGCUCAUGCUUCAGAUGGCACCUGAUUAUGAUAAUCUGUCCCUUUUGAAAAAAGUCGAAGUAUUUGAUUAUGCUUUGGAAAACACAACUGGGCAAGAUCUAUACAAGGUGUUGUGGCUUAAAUCAAAAAACUCGGAGGUGUGGCUGGAUCGACGGACCAAUUACACACGUUCUUUGGCAGUCAUGUCCAUGGUUGGGUAUAUUCUUGGACUUGGAGAUCGACACCCAUCUAAUUUGAUGUUGGAUCGAUUUACUGGAAAAGUUAUCCAUAUUGAUUUUGGUGACUGCUUUGAGGUUGCGAUUCAUCGUGAUAAAUUUCCUGAGCGCAUUCCGUUUAGACUUACUCGGAUGUUGAUCCAUGCUAUGGAGGUUAGUGGUAUUGAAGGAACUUUUCGAAUCACUUGCGAAAACGUAAUGCGUGUUCUCCGCGAGAAUAAGGACAGUCUUAUGGCUGUUUUGGAGGCAUUUGUAUACGAUCCACUGAUCAAUUGGCGUCUGAUGACGCAUACCAGUCCAAAACAAGAUGGAAAGCAUGGGCGACAACAUAAACUAGAUCACGAACUGGCUGAAGGUGACCGUGAAACUUCGAAUGCCACCAAUAAUCGCAAGCUUCCACGAGGCAGAAACGAGAAUGAAGAUCAUUCAGUUGAUAGUGAGUUUAUCAAUAAGCCAGAAGGCAUGAAUGCUCGUGCACUUACGGUUAUUAGUCGAGUUUCAAACAAGCUUACUGGUCGUGAUUUUAAACCUACGGUAACGCUUGAUGUACCACUUCAAGUUCAAAAACUGAUUCUACAAGCGACAUCGUUUGAAAAUCUAUGCCAAUGCUAUGCUGGAUGGUGUGCUUCUUGGUAAGAUGCGUAAAUAUUUUCACAAGUUUGGCUCACUACAAGCCAAGUAGAGUUGAAAUGAACACUGGCCAUGUUUAAAUUUGAAUAAAUAGUUUGAUUUUAAAG